CAAUGAGACUGUAAGCUUAAAUCAGUAUGAUUUCCUUUGUGAACAACUAAAAUGGAUGUAGUUUUAUUUAUUUUUUCUAUUAUUUUAUUGUUUUCCAAUUCAUUUUGUCUUUAUAGGGUACCUUUGCACAAGCAUGAUAGCCAGAAUUAUUCUAUUAAUGGGGAAGUUAAACAGAUUAAUAAACAUCAGAAUCCAGUUUCUUCUCAAAGAUUAUCAGUUAUUUUGAUGAAAUAUAGAGAUGCUGAAUAUUAUGGGAUGAUAUCUGUAGGUAAACCUCAGCAAACAUUUAAAGUUCUUUUUUCAACUGGUUUUCCCUACUUUUGGAUUCAAUCGAAAAAAUGCCGCUGGUUUCGAAUGGCUUGCUGGAAUCACAAUGGUUAUGAUAGUUCCAAAUCAUCAACUUAUAGGAAAAAUGGGAAACCAUUUCAUAUUAAUGACCUCUACGGGAAAUUAUCUGGAGUCCUUUCUGAAGACACUCUGGAGUUUGGCAACAUGAUCAUUAACAACAUAACUUUUGGUGAAGCAGAUAAGCCACCAUUCCUUGGCAUUUAUGAUGGAGUUAUAGGGCUAGCUUUCCCUAUGAAAACGUACAUUGGGAAACCUCCGCUAACUUCAAUUAUCUCCGAAGGCCUUUUAAAAAAGAAUAUUUUUUCUUUUUUUAUUGACAAGCAUAAAAAGGAAAAUGAAGUUGGUAAAAUUAUUUUCGGUGAUUGGGAUGAAAGUAAAUUUGACUUGAAGUCAGUGAAUUACAUUCCACUAUCUGACAAUACUAGAUGGAUAUUUGACAUAAAAUAUGUGCAUACAGAUGAUGGAGAACAGUUGUGCUACGCUUGCCAGGGUUUAGUCGACACUGGAACUGCUCUCAUUUUAGGUCACAAAGAUGUUGUUAGGAAAAUUCAUGAAAAAAUUGGAGCCACUAUCCAUGGAACAGAAGCUUCAGUGGACUGCUCUAAAAUUGAUGAAUUACCACCAAUCACAUUUUCGAUCAACAAUAGAAGUUAUUCUAUCAAAGGUCAUGAUUACGUAGUCAAGAGAAAACACUUAUAUUUCUUUACCAGAUGCAUGAUUGGCAUUGUUGGAAGUGAAAAAAAUAAGGAUAGGCCAUGGAUCCUUGGAAAUAUUUUCCUUCAACAAUUUUACACUAUUUUUGAUGCCGACAACAAACAAAUUGCUUUUGCUAGUUUGUUACACUGAAUUGUUUAUUACAAUUUUAAAAUAUUUCAAGAUAUAUAUAUAUAUAUAUAAAUAGUUUAGCUUUCGCGUGAACAAGUAACAAAAUAUCAUUCUGAUUAGCAAUUUGAAUUAAUAUGUUAAGAAAAUAAAGACUUGAGUUAUUAAUUUAUUAUUAUAAUAAUCUGUAAUUUACAAUAAUAUAUAGUAAUAGUUCAUUACCAUUUAUUAUUAAAAUAGAUAGGAGUAAAGAAAGCAUUUGUCAAGUAAUAAUCAGUAAUGCAUAUACAUCCUACGUAGCUUUAUAAUUUUAUUACAUGUAAGAUUUAAUUAAAUGAUUCCAUAAUAAUUAAAAUAAGCCAUUAAAUAUUUCUCAAGAGGUAAUCUACACUGCUCCUUUAUACUUUUAUAGCUUCAAUAGCAAAAGUACCUGAGGCAAAGCAUAAAAAAAUUGGAAACUAAGUGGUUAAGUUGGUAGUGUUCUUAUUAAUAAUAAAACAUAUAAAAAGUAUUUAUUUUAUUUUAAAUAAAAAAAAGAAAGAAAUUUGAGAAUUAUUGACACCACAUAAUACAGCAAGUUAAAAAAAAAUUAAAAUUAUCUACAACAUAUAGUUCUUCCUGCGACAACAAGCACACACAAUAAUAAGUAAGAGUUUGAUACAAAAAUAAAAAUUAAAGUGUUAAGUGUGUGUGUAUAUAUACAUAUAUAUUAAAUUUUGAAAACCUGAUAUUUAAUUUUAGUAAGAGUAGUUCAUUUUUUACCCUUAGAGUAAAGGCUUCAGAUGGUAUUGAAGAAUCCAAUUUCGAACAUAGGAAUUUUUAUGGUAGUAUAAUUAUACUUGCUUUAAAAUAAUUUACAAAAAAAGAAAAUACAUAUAAAUAGUGUGACUAAUAAAUCAUCUCAUAGUGACAUUCAUAUUUCAUAAGGCGAAACUUGUGUUUUGAAUUAUUCCUAUAGGAAUAGGAAAAAAUCUUACAAAAAAUGAUUUAAAUAAUAAUAUGAUUUCAGAAAAUUAAUUUACAAUUUAUUUAUGAAGUUGUAGUACAUGGAAUGUCAGGGAGUGAUUAAUGUUAAAGUACACAUUUGAUUAAAAACAUAAUUUAUUAAAGCAAACAGUUUUAAUAAUUUAUCAGAGCAAAAUUUUUAAUUUUGAAAUUUAAAGAAAGAUUUACCUGUACCACUAUAACCCAUGAAGGAUCUUGGGGGGGGGGAGGGGGGAGGGUCAGUACUAUUGAGGGAAAAUAUUGUUUCUAGGUCAACGGUUGUGCAAUGAAAAAUUAAAAGAAAAAUUUAACUGACCAAUUAGUGACUGAAAACAUAUUUGUGAGUGAGUAUACCUUCCAGACAAUUACUUCCUUUUACUCUGGGCUUUUAUGAAAAGAUGAUUAAAAAUUAGCAUCAUUAAAAAAAUAUAUCGACAGCCACAUUGUAAAAUAUUAUUCAUAAGAAGAAAUUAACUGUGUAUUUCUAUAUUAGAAGUUCCUUUAAUUCUUUAUUGUAGGCUUAAAACAAAGAUCUAAUGCUUUAAAUAACGUUUUUGGUUUGUCUUCCUGAUUAUGCGUAAGACUGAAAUUGACCUCAAAAACUUAAAACUGCACUAUUAAAUUUAACAUACAUUGGCUGUCAAUACAUAAACCAUUGAGCAUACUUUGUUUAGUUACUUAAAUUGGACUUUAUCUAUUCAUGUUUUGUUUAUGAUAUUCUAAAAUAAUUACAUUUCUUUUUGCUUUUCUUUUAUUCGAUUGAAUUUCAUAUUAAUAAAAUAAAAUGAUAAAUACAAUAGUUUUGCUUGCUUAAAAAAAAAAAUUUUAUUUGAUAGAUAAAACUGCCGUAAAUGGCUCUAAUAAUUUCAGAAUUUAUCCUUCAAAUGAAUAGAAGCUUUAACAGAUAGUCUAGAUUUUAUAAUAAAUUUAUUUAAAUUAACAUAUAUCGUAAUUGUUUCAAUUCAAUAGUUCAUUAAUUAAUCAGCUAAACCUAUCAGAAACUGAAGUUUAAAACAAACAUUUCACACUUGUACAAAAAUCAGAAAAAAGGAAAUAAUUUAUUAUUGCAAAUAAACUGGCAAAAAAUUUACAUUUCCUUAUUUUUCUUCCCCUUCUACUAGUUCUGUUUCUGAUGUCUCAGCAGCUUCCUUCUUUCCUCCAUCGGGGAGCCAAAGACCAGAGUCUAUGCAGCGCUUCAUGUGGUAAGCAGCUUCUUCUUGAGGCAUUUUAGCUAUUGCUUCUUGAAGCAUUGGAAUGUCUUGUUUUUCAAAACAUUCUUGUAAUAUC
Messenger RNA from Nezara viridula (southern green stink bug), 3441 nucleotides. Lineage: Eukaryota; Metazoa; Arthropoda; Insecta; Hemiptera; Pentatomidae. The record is from the annotation of a GenBank genome assembly.